AUGGAACCGUGGUAUUCAGGUGCCGUUGUAGAUGCUGUACGUGAAGCUAAAUCACGUCGAGCUCUAUUCAUUGUUUAUGUUCAUGAUACUUCCGAACAAUCUCAAACAAUGGAUAUACUAUGGUCGGAUGUAUGGACAAAAUUAAAUAAUCUAUCAAAAAUAGUUGCACUUCGUCUUGUUAAAGAUACUGAAGCAUGUCAACAAUUUCAAGUUAUUUAUAAAAUUCAAACAUAUCCAACAAUUUAUUUCAUUAAUGGUCAAAAUGGACAAGUUUUAAAAAUGAUUGAUCAGCCAAUUGAAAACUCUAAUAAAUUAGAAGAAAUAAUUCAUGAUUCAAUGAAUAUAAUCGAACCAAAACAAGAAACGACAACAACAACAGCAACGGUCCAACCAACAAAAACUGUUGAAGAAAAAGUAGCAGAGGCUCGUGCACGUCUUAAAAUACUUCAAGAUAAACGUGAGGAAGAAGCAAAAGAAAAAGACAAACAAGAUGAAUUAGAACGUCGUCGUCUUGGACAACAAAUCUUAUUAGAUAAACAAAAAAAAGAUGAAGAAUUAAUACGUAAACAAGCUGAAGAUAUACGUCGUGAUAAACUAGAACAACAAAAAUUACAAGAAAAACUUAAAGCACAAAUACAAGAAGAUCGAGAAGAAAAACGUCGAAAAUAUGAAGAACAACAAGCUCCAAUUAUUCAACAAGCUAAACCAAAAGUAACAACAACAGAAGUCGAAACACCAAAAAUUAAUUAUUCACGUUCACGUUUACAAUUCCGUUUAACUGAUGGAUCAUUUUUUACUGAAGAUUUUUCACCAGAUGCUCAUAUAAACGAUGUUUAUGCAUAUUUACAAGAAACAUUACCAACUGAUCAAUAUAGAAAUGGUUCAUAUAUACUUCGAACAACACAUACACGUGUUACAUUAACAAGAGAUAAUCCAAAUACAUUAAAAGAACUUGAACUUGUUCCAACAGCUGUUUUACUUGUUCUUAAUCGUGGUAAUGUUCUAUUACCAUCAACUAAUUUAAAUACAAGUAAUUUUUUUCAAACAAUUCAAUUUAUUUUUACAUGGUUUAUGAUGCAAUUUAAUUUUAUUUAUCAAUUUAUUUUUGCAAAAUUAUUUGGAAAUCGUACUCCAACAUCAUCAACACAACAGAUAAGAUCAAAUACGACAAUAAAUAAUACUAAUGAACAAAAGCAAAAAACAACAACAAAAACAAAAACAAAGGAAAAUUUUAAAAUAGAUUCAACAGAAAAAACAACUAUUCGUCGUUUUCAUAAUACACAAGAUGAUAGUGAUGAUGAAGAAAAACGUACAUGGAAUGGAAAUUCAACACAACAAAUGUAA
This is a messenger RNA of Rotaria sp. Silwood1, 1344 nucleotides long. The record is from the annotation of a GenBank genome assembly. NCBI's taxonomy places the organism in Eukaryota, Metazoa, Rotifera, Eurotatoria, Philodinida, Philodinidae.